Cladocopium goreaui is the source of this 613-nucleotide messenger RNA. The record is from the annotation of a GenBank genome assembly. NCBI's taxonomy places the organism in Eukaryota, Dinophyceae, Suessiales, Symbiodiniaceae.
AUGGCCACAAAGACAGACUUAGGCCGUGGCCAGCUUUCGACAGCUGAGUGUCGAUGUUCCAUCCGAGAUGUCAGGUGCUGGUUGAUCUUUGCACGUCCCCCUGGCAAAGGCUACAAGGAGUGGCCGGUGCAUGAUUGGCCACCAGAGCUAGCUGGCCAUCCAUGGGGGCCCAGUGUGCCACUGGAAGAAAUCGAAGACUACAAGCAGGUUGAUGGCUCCAUUUUGCUGCUGGUACAUGCUACGGGCUUGCAGGCUGUGGCCACUGAGAUCCACUUCAAGAAUUGGUCCAAAGAGCUGAAGAGCUUUAUGAAUGGCAAGAAAACAGAGGAUUACCUCCUCCGUGACAGGCAUGGCAACAACAUUCCAUGGCUGGACAGCAUCGAGCGAAUAGAGCCCCCAGCUGCAGAUAACUUUCCGCUGGUCAUCCUGCACCGGCAGGAGUGAGACGGUGGAUAUUUGGAGCGAACAAUCAUGGCCAACCAUGAAGGAAUUGGGACCAGGUUCAACCUGGCAAUCCGUGAGUCCUGAAAUCGAUUGGUCUGACCUCGGGAGGGAUCUCUUGAUCAUUCCAAGGCGAGGAAAGGAUAGGACAGGUCUCAGAUUUUGGGAGGUC